Messenger RNA from Myxocyprinus asiaticus (Chinese sucker), 1503 nucleotides. RefSeq names its product SUN domain-containing protein 2-like. The transcript has 3 exons. Lineage: Eukaryota; Metazoa; Chordata; Actinopteri; Cypriniformes; Catostomidae. Bases 41 to 475 code for a protein of 144 amino acids. The record is from RefSeq and is a predicted model, not a curated record. Gene Ontology annotation, molecular function: protein-membrane adaptor activity. Gene Ontology annotation, cellular component: nuclear envelope; meiotic nuclear membrane microtubule tethering complex. Gene Ontology annotation, biological process: nuclear envelope organization.
ACUCACCCCUAUGGUUAUUUAGGUGUAUAUCUAAACUGUAAUGUCUGGGACUAAACUGUUGUGUUUGGGAUUGUUGCAGCCGGAGGUGUAUCCAGGGAAGUGCUGGGCAUUUGGUGGGUCAAAAGGUUUCCUGGUGAUUUCCCUGUCCCAUCCAAUCAGGAUCACUCACGUCACCCUUGAGCACAUUCCCAACGCACUUUCUAAAAGAGGACAAACAGAUAGUGCACCCAAAGACUUUGUUGUUUUUGGUUUGUCCAGCGAAUUUAGUGGAGGACAACUGCUCGGAACCUUCAUGUACGACCAGGAUGGCGAGUCUUUACAGACUUUCGAACUCCCGGAGUCUACAACGCAAGUAUACAGAAUGGUGGAACUGAGGAUUCUGAGUAACUGGGGUCACCCUGAAUAUACCUGCAUCUACCGUUUUAGGGUGCACGGGGCUCCCUGGGUCACCAGAGGGUUAGAGGGUCACCGCUAAGCAAAAAAUUAGCAGAAAUAUUAAAGCAAGAACAUCUGUUGGCAUUGAAAUCCGGAGUCAUUUUUGUGGGCAUGAGGUCAAGAGUCCAACUCAGCAUCAAAACAGGGUUGUUUAGUUUAAGGUGCUAUGGUUUUAAGUUUUAAUUCACUAUCAUUGUCUGAACAUCCAAAUGGAAUUUGAUUAAUUUCAAUGACAUAUUUACAUUUUGUUCCUUUACUGAUUCAAACAUCUUCACGAAAGCUUUAAUAUUUAGCUUUCAUUUUUGUGUCUGCCUGCGCUGUUUUUAUACUUAAACGCAGUUAACACAUUUUCCAAUUUGUAUUUAGAUUUUGACAUUUUAUUAUGCUCCAUGUGAGUUCUGAACACUGGAUGGAAUAGUGCAGAACCUUUGUGAUGUGUCCGCCCGGGGUCAUUGCAUAGACACAUACCACAACACACAUACAACAAUGAUUCCGUGUCAAUGAUCAAGUGAUGGGGAAAGGACCUCUUUAUGCUAUUUGUUGUACAAAAAGACCCAAAUGGGACUUGUGACAGAAAUCAAGUACUUGCGGCCUCUUUAAGGCACAAUUUAAUUACCACAGAAGCACGUCAAGUCUUAUAUAUCACCAAAAUGGCAAAAAAUAUGCUACAUGCCAAUGAUGAGGGACCGUUGAGGCCAGCUAGCUUGUUGGAGUUCUCCCAUGGAGGGUCUGUCGACGCUCUGCACAAAAUUUAAAUAAUUCAACUUUGAACCCGUUGCCACUGAUCUUUCGAAGCGUGAGCUAAUAAUUGCCAGACAAUUCGGAUGAAGUAUCAUUACGUGGGCAGUGCCAGCCCUAAAAGCAGAACUCUGCAGUGGUUUUCAUGUGGUUCAAAGCGGCACUUGAUGCCCUGAUGCGAAUCAUGCAAAUUUUACAUACAAAAUGGAUAGCCACAGAACUGCCGGCCGAUUACUUUUGUGGAGGAUGAGGGUAUAAGAGCUUUAAUGCACAUUGCAAUGAAUACGCAACCUAUGGGGACUAGGUCUUUCAAUCAGUCAACCUCCCACG